UUUUUAAAAAUGGCGAAAAGUUGUGUUGUGCGUUAAAGUAAACAAGGGAAUAAACAAAGAGAAAGAAAAUUUAAUAGUAAUAGUAAGAAAAAUAACCGCUAUUCCGAAUUUGUUAUAAUGAAAUAUUACAUUUGGGUUUGAUUAUUAAACUUUGUAAAUUGAAAUAGUUGGAAUAGUUCAAAUAAUAGAUAAUAAUAAUAGUCGAGACAACAAUGGAACAUAACCUCGAAGGUACAGACCUUCAGGAAAACGAUCUUCCGGAGGAAUAUGCAAAAAGAGCGGAGCGAAAUCGUCAGAAAGCUUUGCUUCUUAAAAAAUCUAAAGUUGUCACUCAUCCAUAUGCAAAAGUCGAAAAUCCUGAAGCUACAGUGGGAAAAGUUGUUAAACUUCAAGGUCAACGUGUGGUUGACAGCGGAGCUGGUUUUCUAAUUGAAGAAAGCGACGAAUUAGAAAAAGAACUAAUAAAACUUGCGGACACUCCUGCUCCGAUUGUGAGUGAUUUACCUGUUUGCGAGGAAUGCAAAAAAGAAUUUAAAGAUUCCUUCAUGUUUCAGAAAUUUGAUUAUCCAGUUUGUAAUGCAUGCAGGGACAAUGAUGGAAAGCAUUCGUUGAUAACAAGAACUGAAGCGAAGGCAGAAUAUUUAUUGAAAGAUUGUGAUUUAGAUAAAAGAGAGCCAGCUUUGAAAUUUAUCGUUAGGCAAAAUCCUCAUAAUCCACGUUGGGGUGAAAUGAAAUUAUAUUUACAAUUGCAAAUUGAAAAACGUGCACUUGAAGUGUGGGGCACGGAGGAGAAUUUAAUGACCGAACGUGAAGUUCGCGAUGAAAAACGAGAAGGAAUGAAGAUCAAGAAAUUUAAUAAAAAGAUUAAAAAAUUGCGAAUGGAAGUAAGAAGUUCGUUGUAUGAUAAAACUCAAAAAGGUUCUCACGUUCACAAAUUCGGUCCAGAAACCUAUGAUGAAGAGGAAGAUACUUAUACAAAAACUUGCACCACCUGUGGACAUGAGAAUACUUACGAAAAAAUGUAAAUUAAUCUUUUCAAUAAUUUCUCUAACAAAUAAUUAUUCUUUUUUUUAACAGUAUUAUUUGUAAUCAAAAUAGUCUUAAAAAUAGAAAUGCUCACUCAUGUUUUGUACAUUUUAAUGCAUCAAUAAAUUAUUUUUUUUCUA
This is a messenger RNA of Leptopilina heterotoma, 1166 nucleotides long. It is a transcript of the gene Xpac, whose product is annotated as DNA repair protein complementing XP-A cells homolog. Gene Ontology annotation, molecular function: damaged DNA binding. NCBI's taxonomy places the organism in Eukaryota, Metazoa, Arthropoda, Insecta, Hymenoptera, Figitidae. Gene Ontology annotation, biological process: nucleotide-excision repair, DNA damage recognition; nucleotide-excision repair involved in interstrand cross-link repair; UV-damage excision repair. Gene Ontology annotation, cellular component: nucleotide-excision repair factor 1 complex. The coding region runs from base 213 to 1025 and encodes 270 amino acids. The transcript has 5 exons. The record is from RefSeq and is a predicted model, not a curated record.